Budorcas taxicolor (takin) is the source of this 2143-nucleotide messenger RNA. It is a transcript of the gene HADHB, whose product is annotated as hydroxyacyl-CoA dehydrogenase trifunctional multienzyme complex subunit beta. Bases 707 to 2143 code for a protein of 478 amino acids. The transcript is spliced from 15 exons. Lineage: Eukaryota; Metazoa; Chordata; Mammalia; Artiodactyla; Bovidae. Gene Ontology annotation, molecular function: acyltransferase activity, transferring groups other than amino-acyl groups. The record is from RefSeq and is a predicted model, not a curated record. Gene Ontology annotation, biological process: fatty acid beta-oxidation.
GGGGGGUCCGCAGUUUCCCGCCUGCUACGCCUGUGCCCGCGGCCGCCUGGCCUCCACUCCCUGGAGUUCGAGGGAGCGGAAGGAAGUUUCUCAAUCCGGGUCUCCGGUACCAGUGCAGUUUGGGCAGUAAUUUGGCCUAGCGUUCUGACUGUAGCUCCGAGCAACGAUGUCGCCUAUGCCUUUUAAUUUAUCACCGCAAGUUAACGAACUUGUGUGUGUCGGUUUACAGCGCUGUCUUGUGCUCCAGUCGUGUUGUAUCCCCUAUUUUGCCUGUAGGCAGGUCGGCGGCUAUUGAGAAUCGGAACAGGGCCAGGAGUUGCCCCCUUUUAUUCUUCCGAGGGUGGAUCACGGUUGUGUGACUUUUUUUCCUGUGUCCGGCUCCGACAGCCAAGGCUCAAGAUCAUUUUCUAAUCCAGAAGGGAACCGAAGAUCAUCUGGUCUUUCAUCUCCUUAACUGCAUCGGCGAAGCCCAAGAAUCAGAGUCAGUUUACCCAUGGCCACAGGUGGUAGCCUGUGUCUACUAACUUCUAGUCAAGAGCUCUGCACUGCAUAAUAGCAGUUUUUGUGCUGGAGAGAGACGCUUGAGCCCUGGAAUAAGUUAAUGGAUUCCAAAAACUGGUGUUGAGGACCCUCUAGAUCGUCGCACCGCCAUCUCAUUUAAUCCUCACGAUCCCCAAAUUGUUACUUACGUUUUAUAGAUUUCAGAAUGACUUCCCUCUUGACUUUCACUUUUAAAAAUCUUCCCAAUACAUCAAAAUGGGCCCUCAGAUUUUGUAUGAGACCUCUGAGCAGUUCCUCCCAGGUACAAGCUGCCGCAGCUUCUCAGACUAAAUCGAAAAAAACCCUAGCCAAACCCAACAUAAGGAAUAUUGUGGUAGUGGAUGGUGUUCGCACGCCAUUUUUGCUAUCAGGCACUUCAUAUAAAGACCUGAUGCCACAUGAUUUAGCUAGAGCAGCACUUUCGGGUUUGUUGCAUCGGACCAGCGUCCCAAAGGAUGUUGUUGAUUAUAUCAUCUUUGGCACAGUUAUACAGGAAGUGAAAACAAGCAAUGUGGCUAGAGAGGCUGCCCUCGGAGCCGGCUUCUCUGACAAGACUCCUGCUCACACUGUCACCAUGGCUUGCAUCUCUUCCAACCAAGCCAUGACCACAGCUGUCGGCCUGAUUGCCUCCGGCCAGUGUGAUGUGGUCGUGGCAGGUGGUGUAGAGUUGAUGUCUGACAUCCCUAUUCGCCAUUCAAGGAAAAUGAGGAAAAUGAUGCUGGAUCUCAAUAAGGCCAAGACUCUGGCUCAGCGACUCUCUGUAAUCUCUAAAUUCAGAUUGAAUUUCCUAUCGCCAGAGCUUCCUGCAGUGAGUGAGUUCUCCACCAGUGAGACCAUGGGCCACUCUGCAGACCGAUUGGCUGCUGCCUUUGCUAUUUCUCGGGAGGAGCAGGAUGAAUACGCACUGCGCUCUCACAGCCUGGCCAAAAGGGCACAGGAUGAAGGACUCCUUUCUGAUGUUGUGCCCUUCAAAGUACCAGGAAGAGAUACAGUUACACAAGAUAAUGGCAUUCGCCCUUCCUCUCUGGAUCAGAUGGCCAAACUAAAACCUGCAUUCAUCAAGCCCUAUGGCACAGUGACAGCUGCAAAUUCUUCUUUCCUGACUGAUGGUGCGUCUGCAGUGCUGAUUAUGGCAGAGGAAAAAGCUCUGGCCAUGGGUUAUAAGCCGAAGGCAUAUCUGAGGGAUUUCAUGUACGUGUCCCAGGAUCCAAAAGAUCAGCUUUUACUUGGACCAACAUAUGCUACUCCAAAAGUUCUGGAAAAGGCAGGAUUAACAAUGAAUGAUAUUGAUGCUUUUGAAUUUCAUGAAGCUUUCUCAGGUCAGAUUUUGGCUAAUUUGAAGGCCAUGGAUUCUGAUUGGUUUGCACAAAACUACAUGGGUAGAAAAGCCAAGGUUGGAUUGCCUCCUUUGGAGAAGUUUAACAACUGGGGUGGAUCACUGUCCCUGGGGCACCCGUUUGGAGCCACUGGCUGUCGGUUGGUCAUGGCAGCUGCCAACAGGUUACGGAAGGAAGGAGGCCAGUAUGGUCUAGUUGCCGCCUGUGCAGCUGGAGGGCAGGUAGGUCACAGAAGCUUAAUACCUUCCAGAAAGUUAUUUUCUUAG